Molecule: messenger RNA, 1937 nt
Organism: Eucalyptus grandis
Lineage: Eukaryota; Viridiplantae; Streptophyta; Magnoliopsida; Myrtales; Myrtaceae
Product: 2-oxoisovalerate dehydrogenase subunit alpha 1, mitochondrial
Exons: 9
Coding region: 278-1753 (491 amino acids)
Biological process (GO): branched-chain amino acid catabolic process
Molecular function (GO): oxidoreductase activity, acting on the aldehyde or oxo group of donors, disulfide as acceptor
Source: RefSeq, a predicted model, not a curated record
AGAGCAUCUUUCCGUCUUCCCCGUCACAGGCGAGCGCGCACGCGAGAUAAGACUGAGGACCGAGAGCCCAUGUCACACCCUCCGGCUCUAAGUCUCCAAGAAACCAUUAAUUAUCGCGUCCCCCCGCAUCAGUCUUCAUUCUCUAUUCCUCUCCAGUAGACUCCAGGAUCCAGCAUCUUUUGUCCCACCCCAGCUCCUCUCCAAAGCCUCCUCCUCCUCCUCCUCCCUUCCUUCCUUCCUUCCUUCCUUCUGGGAUUCGUCCCUCGCGCGAUUCUUGAUGGCAACUUGGCUCCGCAGGACAAGAGCCGUCGCUCAUUACCUCCGAAGAAGCAGCGGGCGCCCUUCGUCGUCGCGUGUGGUUCUUGAUCGCCAGGGGGCGCCCCUGCCCGCCGUGCCACCUCUCGGGAGCGUUGGGAUUGGAGGCGCGGCCGGGAGGAUCUCGCCGGCCCCGUUCCCGGUCUUCUCGGCCAAGCGCCUUGAGUCCACCAGAGCCGAGAAGCAUCUCGUGUCGGUGCAUGAAGCGGAAGACGAUGAUACUGUUGAGGAUGAUGAUGAUGAUGAUGCUCAGGUCUUGGAUUUCCCUGGUGGAAAGGUUGCGUUUACCUCCAGAAUGCAAUUCAUAGCAGAGUCGGCCGAGGAGAGAGUACCGUGUUAUCGAGUGCUUGAUGACUAUGGACAGCAAAUUGAGAAUGAUUGCUCUGCCCAGGUGAACGAGGAACUCGCCGUGAAAAUGUAUACGGAUAUGGUCACCCUGCAGAUCAUGGACGCCGUAUUCUUUGAAGCACAAAGGCAAGGUCGGAUAUCGUUCUAUCUCACAUCGAUGGGGGAAGAAGCUAUUAACAUAGCAUCCGCAGCUGCCCUUACGGAUGAUGACGUUGUCAUGCCUCAGUACCGAGAACAGGGCGUCUUGCUGUGGCGCGGUUUCACGUUACAAGAGUUUGCUAACCAGUGUUUCGGUAACAAGGUCGACUAUGGAAAAGGUCGACAGAUGCCAAUUCAUUAUGGAUCUAAUAAGCACAAUUAUUUCACUGUGUCAUCGCCAAUCGCAACACAAAUUCCUCAAGCUGUUGGUGCUGCGCAUUCUCUUAAGAUGGAUAAGAGAAGUGCAUGCGUGGCUGCAUAUUUUGGUGAUGGCAGCACUAGUGAGGGAGAUUUCCAUGCUGGCUUGAACUUUGCAGCGGUCAUGGAAGCCCCGGUCAUUUUCAUCUGUCGAAAUAACGGAUGGGCGAUCAGUACCCACACAAGAGAACAAUUUCGAAGUGACGGCAUUGUUGUAAGGGGUCAAGCAUAUGGAAUUCGUAGCAUUCGAGUGGAUGGUAACGAUGCUCUUGCUGUUUAUUCCGCAGUACGUGAAGCUCGUGAAAUGGCAAUCAAGGAUCAAAUGCCUAUAUUAGUUGAGGCCUUGACUUACCGAGUAGGACACCACUCCACAUCAGACGAUUCGACAAAGUAUCGACCCAUGGAUGAAAUUGAAUACUGGAAAAUGUCGCGAAACCCUGUAAAUAGAUUCAGAAAAUGGGUUGAAAGUAACACGUGGUGGGACGAUAAAAAGGAGGUGGAGCUUCGAAAUAACAUCAGAAAGCAGGUACUCCAAGCAAUUCAGACUGCAGAGACGUAUGAGAAACCUCCGUUAUCAGACUUGUUCAGGGAUGUGUACGACACUCUUCCAUCGAAUCUUCAUGAGCAAGAGAGUCAACUCCGGGAGACCAUCAAAAGACACCCAAAAGACUAUCCACUUGAUGUCCCUGUGUAGAUGGACUUACAAUUAUUCAAGAAAAGAAUUGUCUCUGAAGCGAAGCCUCGUUAAUUCGAAACCAAAGCUUAAUAAAUUCACUGCUCUGUAUAUAAAUUGUUAAAAAUUCUUAUGCAGUGGCAACUAUUACAUGCUUCUAAUUUGACGUCCGUACAAAUUUAAACUAUCUCAUACUUUUGAAGGA